Eucalyptus grandis is the source of this 1684-nucleotide messenger RNA. RefSeq lists its product as uncharacterized. NCBI's taxonomy places the organism in Eukaryota, Viridiplantae, Streptophyta, Magnoliopsida, Myrtales, Myrtaceae. The coding region runs from base 889 to 1536 and encodes 215 amino acids. The transcript has a single exon. The record is from RefSeq and is a predicted model, not a curated record.
AUAGCCCGAAUCUAAUAACUUUUUAUCAAACCUCUUCGUAGCAUGCUAUGAUUUAUUAAAAAUUAUGGGGGACCUGCUCACAUGUUUUUCCACCGUAUAGCAAGAUAUUAUUUUAUUGUUUGGACAAAAAAAUGAGAAAUUUGUUGAUCUUGAGGCCAUUAUUUCAUUGGAUAACCCUAUGCAUCUGAAAUUCCUACGACGGCCUUUGUCCGAAAACAAGAAAAGAAAACGCCAAUAACUGUCACGAUACUUGCGGUUGAUGGAAAGUUGAUCUUUAUAUGUCUUUAUCGUGGGAAGUGACAUAAGAGAUGGUUUGCAUGGCGUGAAGAUAUUACAUAUCUUGAUGUGCUGAAACGAAUGGAAGAAUCGUUCUUUGGAUUUAUUCCAUAUAGUUGGCGUGGCAUGCGUACAAGCCAGAAUUUGAAGGAACCUCAUCAUCAAUUUGCAUUUUUCAUUUAUUAUAUUAUUCUUAUAUAUAAGCUCCGUUUUUACCUAUUUUGUUUGUUUUUCUAGUUCUUGUCCUUGAUUAAUAAAGAAAAUAGAUAUUGUCUCUAGACUCUUUCUAAUAGACCAAGCUAAAUCAGAUAUGUCCAAAGUAGUCAUGAUAUCCCCGUCGGUCCGCACUCGAAAUUGUAUAAACUCUUUCUGCGCUAUGAAUAGCUUAGUUUAUAUCAAUCGUUGUUCAGAAGAAGAAUGAUAAUGUACGAUCUUCUUCUUCUUCUUUUCUUUUUUCUUUUUAAUUUUUAUCUUCGGGACUAUGUAAUGACAAAUAAAGGCGAGAAAUCCAAUGUGGCUUCUAAGGAAAGGUACCCAAAUAUAUCCACGUCAAGCAAUUAAUCAAACCAACGACAGUGGAGACGAACAAAUUACAUCGUUGUCCGACUGACGAUGUCACAAAGGGCACGGCAUUCCUCCUCUAACAUUUCACAUCCUCGCCGGAUCAAACUAAGCAAAAUCCUAGAAAAAACCAUGGGGAUCUGCAGCUCCAGCGAGUCGACGUCCGUGGCCACCGUGAAGCUCGUCCUCCACGAUGGCCGGCUUCAGGAGUUCUCGUACCCGGUGAAGGCGUCGCACGUGCUUCAGAAGAACCCCACGUGCUUCAUAUGCGACUCGGACGACAUGGACUUCGAUGACGUCGUCGUGGCCGUCGAUUCCGAGGAGGAUCUCCUACCAGGGCAGCUCUACUUCGCGCUGCCGAUGAGCUGGCUGGAUAGCCCGCUCCGGCCAGCCGAGAUGGCGGAUUUGGCCGUGAAAGCGAACUGGGCUCUGAAGACGAGGAAAGAUCAAGAGGAGCGGGCGUAUGGUGCACGUGGAUGCGGGUGUGAUAGGACAAGAGUAGUCGAGCCGGUGGUGCUGGCAAGCCCAAAACAUGCGAGAACGAGACGCCGCAAUAGAAUUUCUGGCGUUGGCCGCGCCGGCGACGGAAGAUUGUUGCUGGAGAAAAGAGGGAGAAGCGGGAGUCGGGGCGGGAGUCGCGGCGGAAGUCGUGGACGCGGUUUCAAGGCAAAGCUAAAUAUCAUUCUGGAGGAAGACUAGUAGUUUCGAUUAGCACUUCUCAUUUUUGGGUCAAAGUCCUGAUUGCAGUAUAGCUGUAACUUUUUGGUACAUAUGGCAACACCUGAGCCAUAUCUUUUUUAGGCCAUGAAAUGCAAUACCUAAGGAAUGCAACUUAACAUGCACGCUA